AUGACUUGUGCUUCUACUUUGUUCACAGCCAUCGAUCAGCCGAUUGACAAUAUUGAGCGGAUCUUCAAAGAUUUGGAUCUCGACAGAAACGGCACUCUGGACAAGGACGAGUUGAUGACGUAUCUGCGAUCUCCGGCGUUCUCGUGUCGUCCGAUGACGUACUCGCUGCUCUCCUUCUUGGCCGAUGGUCAAUUGGGUUUAGAUCAGCUCAUAAGCAGUUCAUAUUCCAAUGUCGCCACACUCGGUGGGAAGAAGAACAAAAGUUUGCUCGCUGUACAGGAUGGAGACUCCAUCAAAACGGGAUUGCUGAUGAUCCAGGAUCGAAAGACGGGCUUGCUGAUGGAAGAGCACGUGCCUAAGUUUGUGAAGAUGGCCCUAAAUCUGAUGUACAGAGAUGGACUGGGAAAGAAGUUGGUGUACCGCAAGCGAGUCAACAACCUGCUCAAGUCCAUGUCGGAGAAGGAGGGCCGCAAAAUGGACCAUCCGCACUCCAAGAAGAAGAUCCACUCAUUCGUCGCACAACACAGCCUGGAUGUAGAUGAGCUGCUCCUUCCGCUGGACACAGAGUGCACAAAUUAUCCGAACUUCAACGAGUUUUUCUACCGCAAAUUAAAACCUGGGGCGCGGCCUCUUGCAUCAUCGGACGAUGACAGUGUCUUGGUGUCUCCCGCCGAUUGUCGAUUGAUGGCCUUCGAUACUAUUGAUAGGGCUACAAACCUGUGGGUCAAGGGCAGAAACUUCUCCGUGGCGACUGUGCUCACGGAGGCAUUCUCAGAUGUGUUUCCGAAGAAUAUGUCCACACUCUUAACUCAUACUGCUGCAGUGGAUGGCCCCCUAUACACAGUCAACCCCGUGGCCAUCAAAGAGAAGCUGGAUGUUUACCCGGCAAAUAAAAGAGAGAUCUGUGAAGUGCAUACAAAAGAUUUUGGACUGGUCAUGAUGGUCUGCGUGGGUGCUACCAUGGUGGGUUCAAUAAACAUCACAGCCGAGGACGGAUCAGAGGUAAAACGCGGCGACGAACAUGGAUAUUUCGCAUUUGGCGGCUCCACUGUAGUGAUAUUUUUUGAAAAGAACCGAGUUAAGUUUGAUAGCGAUCUUCUACUGGCCGCAAGCAGGCCGGUGGAAACUUUGGUCACAGUUGGCAUGAAGAUUGGCGUCGCUGUGUCUGAACAAGGAAAAAAUUAA
This is a messenger RNA of Sphaeroforma arctica JP610, 1185 nucleotides long. RefSeq lists its product as hypothetical. The transcript is spliced from 11 exons. Bases 1 to 1185 code for a protein of 394 amino acids. The record is from RefSeq and is a predicted model, not a curated record. Lineage: Eukaryota; Ichthyosporea; Ichthyophonida. Gene Ontology annotation, molecular function: phosphatidylserine decarboxylase activity; calcium ion binding. Gene Ontology annotation, biological process: phospholipid biosynthetic process.